Penicillium bovifimosum is the source of this 1719-nucleotide messenger RNA. RefSeq names its product nucleobase cation symporter-1 family protein. The transcript is spliced from 3 exons. Gene Ontology annotation, molecular function: nucleobase transmembrane transporter activity. NCBI's taxonomy places the organism in Eukaryota, Fungi, Ascomycota, Eurotiomycetes, Eurotiales, Aspergillaceae. The record is from RefSeq and is a predicted model, not a curated record. Gene Ontology annotation, cellular component: plasma membrane. Gene Ontology annotation, biological process: nucleobase transport; transmembrane transport. Bases 1 to 1719 code for a protein of 572 amino acids.
AUGACUUGGGCAUCACGGGUCAAGCAAGCGUUCUCCUCGCGAGAGGCCUUCAUUAAGGCCAUUGAAACGAAAGAGGUUGACGGAGAGAAUGCAACUUAUAAUGAGGAUUUACUUCCAACAGAACCCGAGCGGCGGUCAUGGGCAUGGAUUCACUUCUUCACAUACUAUCUUACGACAUCUUUCUCGCCGACAAGUUAUAAUCUCGGUGCCUCUCUAGCCACCAUUGGCCUGACGUGGUGGCACACCCUUAUUGCCGCGGUGAUAGGCUCUAUCUUCCUUUCCAUUAUUGUCGUUCUCAACUCUCGCGGUGCCACGCAAUACCAUGUCGGAUUCCCGGUCAUUGCAACAUCAGCCGGAGGUCCACGAGGCUCCAAAUUCUUCAUUUUCAUCCGUGGUGCAGUGGCCGUCAUCUACUUCUCCACAAACCUCUACUACGGUGGAAUGUUGAUGGCCAUCGUGCUGCGGUGUAUCUUUGGCUCGGCAUGGGAAAGCAUUCCCAAUCAUCUUCCGGCCGAUGCAGGCAUCACCAGCGCAAAUCUUCUGGCCUUCUUCAUCUUCUGGUUCUUCCAGAUGUCUUUGAUGUUUGUGCACCCCGUCGUUCUGAGACACAUCUUCGUCGUCAAGGCGUUCUACAGCACUGUUGCUCUGAUCGCCGUCCUCGGCUGGGCCGUUCACCAAAAUCACGGCUCCCUCGGUAGCUUCCACUUCGAAGGCCAGGCAGUGCUGUCAGGCGCGCAACUGAUCUGGCCCAUGAUUUCGGCUAUCAACUCUAUCUGCGCUGCUCUGUGUCCGAUUCUGAUCAAUCAGCCUGAUAUUGCGCGAUAUGCUAAAAGACCGUCGCAAGCCACCUGGUCCCAGAUCUUGGGAAUCUUCGUCAGCAAGAUCCUGAUCAUGUUCCUCAGUGCCGGAACUACCAGUGCCACCCAGGGAUUCCUGGGCACGUCUUACUGGAAUGUGUGGGAUCUCUACAACGCAAUCCUGACAACCUACUGGGGACCUGGUGCUCGUGCUGGUGUUCUAUUCGCUUGUUUGGGCAUGGUGCUCGCUAUCCUGGCCUCUAAUGCCGGCACCAACGCGCUCCCUGCGGGCGCUGACAUGACGGGUCUCCUGCCACGCUUUAUCAACAUUGUCCGUGGACAGGUCAUUUGUGGUCUUUUGGGUCCUCUACUGUUCCCCUGGAAGAUUAUCGCCGAUGCCAAAAGUUUCCUGACCUUCCUGUCCUCAUACGCCGUCUUUUUGAUGCCCAUCUGUGGUAUCAUGGUGGUUGACUACUGGCUCGUUCGUCGUGGUAACCUGCACGUCCCGUCGCUCUACAACCGUGAUGCGGACUCUCCUUACUCAUACUGGAAGGGAUGGAACUUGCGCGCCAUUGUUGCCUGGCUCGCCGGUACCGCAUUCGUUAUCCAUGGUGUCGCUGGUGCUUUGGAACCUAGCCUCACAAACCAGGCUAGCAAGGACAUGUACAAGCUUGGAUUCUUGUUGAGCUUCCUCGUUGGAUCAUUGGUCUACUAUCUCGCCUGCCUGAUCUUCCCUGUGCCAAUGUAUCCUGAGAGCGGCCGGGACAUGCCCAAGACAUUCGAAUAUAUGGCAGCUUCUGAGGGUUUCUUCGAGGGUGAGAGCGUUGAUACUAUCCGGAUUAGUCACGGCGCUAUCACUGGGAUCAAUGGUGAUACAGAAAAGGAUUCUGCGAUCACAUCGGAAAAAGAGAUUUAUGUAUAA